Messenger RNA from Salvia splendens (bonfire salvia), 771 nucleotides. RefSeq lists its product as uncharacterized. NCBI's taxonomy places the organism in Eukaryota, Viridiplantae, Streptophyta, Magnoliopsida, Lamiales, Lamiaceae. The transcript is spliced from 3 exons. The record is from RefSeq and is a predicted model, not a curated record. Bases 1 to 771 code for a protein of 256 amino acids.
AUGCGGGAAAUCCAGGAGGCUCAAAAAGAGCAGCGGGCGGCGUUAGAGAUGCUGACGAAACAACUCUCUCAAGUUGCAGUAUCGCUGGGCGAGUUAAAGGGAAAUGAAGCCAUUAUGCAACCGCCUGGUCAUGAGAAUAUUAGUGAAGUAUCCCUGCGGUCAGGGAAGGUCUACCAAAGCCCCAGCCAUCCUGCGAUAUCUCCACCAACGGAUUUCGGACCAAGCCGUGAGGAAGAGGGAGAAUCCAGUAGAGGUGGUCAAGUGGAAGAAAAAUGCAAGGAAAAGGUGGGAGGAGAGGCCUCAGAAGAAGGUCAGAAGGAAGAAACUGAAAGGGUUAAGCCUUAUCCGUACCGUGGAAUGGUGACAAGAAAAAAAGAUGCCACAAUUGAUGUGGCAAGCACGUUCAAGGAUGUGGAUGUAAAGAGAAACGACCUCCCCUCCAAGAAAACUGAUCCAGGAAUGUUCACACUCCCAAUUUCAAUCGGAGACAUUCAGGUAGAGCACGCCAUGUACGACUUGGGGGCAUCUAUCAAUGUUCUGCCACACUCCAUCUAUCGGAAGCUGGGAGAGGUCAAGCUAGUCGACACGGAUAUAAUGAUACAGUUGGCCGACAGAUCAUGUACUCACCCCGAAGGAAUUCUGGAAGAUGUUAUUGUAAAGGAAUUUUUGGAAGAAGAAUUUUUAAAUAGGCAAUUCACGGACUCCGCUGUAGAUGAAGAGGUCGAAAAGGAAGUAGAAGAGUGGUUUGAGAAAAUAAGGUUGGAGAAAUGA